GUCCACAACCCAACCAACGCCACAGCUCACAAUCCCCCCAUUCCCACGCGCUCCACUACGCUACGCCCAACCCCACCCACCUAGGGUUGCAAUGGCGGCGCCACCCCGCGCCCGCGGCCGCCGCCCCCUCGCCGCCAGGGCCACCGCCAUCCUCCACGCGGCGCUCCGGCGGGUGUCCUGCAGGGUCGCCGCCACGGCUGCGGCGGCGGCGCCUCCUCCGCAGGGCCGCCGCCUCACGGCGCUCCACGCCCUCCUCGGCGCGCUCUGGGUGGCCAGCGCCCUCUACAUCGCCAACGCCGCCGCGCGCUGCGCACGCCUGGGUGGCGCCUCCCUGCUGAGCGACGACCGGUGCCGCGUCUCCCUGGAGUACGCGCCCGCCAUCGUCCUCGCCUCCCUGCUCGCGCGGAGCGUCCUACGCCGCCGCGAGGCCAAGGAGGAGCUUGGCGGCGGCGGAGACGGUGGCGGCGAUGCCCUCUCCAAGAAGCUCUCGUCAUCCGUGGAGGCGCCGCACCGCCCGCAGCUUGACGAGGAGACUGAGUUGCAGAUGCUCUUAGUGUUCGUCUUUACACCCUCUCUCGGGCUCACCCUGUUCGGCUCGGUUCUGACGCUGUUGCCGCCUCCCGAUCCUGCCUUGGUGCCGCUCGGUUCCAUCAUGGCCAAUGUUGGGUUGCUGGGCGUCUCCAUUACGCUGUGCAUACUUGGCAUCCCGUACUCGAUGCUUAGGCUGAGGAAGGCGCUCAGCGUGAAGGCCGGAGGCAUCGGGAUGGUGUAAUGGACGAAUGCCACAAGUCCUGGAAUACAAGUUGUUUUUUAGUACACGAGCAUUUUGGGUUGUCUUCUGUGGGAAAUUUGAUGCGCGACCUCAAGCUGUCCGAGUAACAAGAUGUGAUGUGAAUUUUAUGCUGCCACCUGUUACAAUUUUACGUUCUGAAGUGCCUCACACACCACGACUGUUUUUACAAGUAAUUGGGGUUUUGAGGUCCCUGACGAACACCGGUUUUGAUGUUUUGGAACGCUAAUUCAGAGCUGUAUUUGUCCCUACCGAUGCCCAGCAUAUAACCUAUUCUGAGGCAACGUGUUUUGCUGCUAUAAAAGGUUUGUUAACUUCUGCUUGUCUUGGGUGAUUGCUAAUGUUCUGCUCCCUAA
Messenger RNA from Oryza sativa Japonica Group (Japanese rice), 1146 nucleotides. RefSeq lists its product as uncharacterized. The record is from RefSeq and is a predicted model, not a curated record. NCBI's taxonomy places the organism in Eukaryota, Viridiplantae, Streptophyta, Magnoliopsida, Poales, Poaceae.